AUGGCCUGUGCCCGACCUCUGAUCUCGGUAUAUUCCGAGAAAGGAGAAUCUUCUGGCAAAAAUGUAGUGAUGCCUGCUGUGUUCAAGGCACCCAUCCGCCCCGACGUGGUCAACUUUGUGCACACAAACAUGCGCAAAAACGGCCGCCAGCCUUACGCUGUGAGCGAGCUCGCAGGUCACCAGACCAGUGCUGAGUCCUGGGGAACUGGAAGAGCUGUGGCCCGUAUCCCGCGUGUGAGAGGAGGUGGUACUCACCGCUCUGGUCAGGGAGCCUUCGGAAAUAUGUGUCGUGGAGGACGCAUGUUUGCUCCCACUAAGACCUGGCGUCGCUGGCACCGUAGAAUCAACACCACCCAGAAGCGUUAUGCCAUCUGCUCUGCUCUGGCUGCCUCCGCCAUCCCAGCACUUGUCAUGUCCAAAGGACAUCGUAUUGAGGAGAUCCCAGAAGUUCCCCUGGUCGUUGACGACAAAGUUGAGGGUUACAAGAAGACAAAGGAGGCUGUGCUGCUCUUGAAAAAGAUCAAAGCCUGGAAUGAUAUCAAGAAGGUGUACGCCUCCCAGCGCAUGCGAGCCGGAAAGGGUAAAAUGAGGAAUCGCAGACGCAUCCAACGUAGAGGACCGUGUUUAAUCUACAACCAGGACGCCGGAGUCACAAAAGCCUUCAGAAAUAUCCCAGGCAUCACGCUGCAGAACGUGAACAAACUGAACCUCCUGAGGAUCGCUCCUGGAGGUCACGUUGGUCGCUUCUGCAUCUGGACCGAGAGCGCCUUCCGCAAACUGGACGAGCUCUACGGCACCUGGCGCAAACCCUCCACGCAGAAGGUGGACUACAACCUCCCAAUGCACAAGAUGACCAACACAGACUUGAGCAGAAUCCUGAAGAGUGAAGAGAUCCAGAAAGCCCUUCGUGCCCCAAACAAGAAGAUCAAUCGCAGAGUCCUGAAGAAGAAUCCUCUGAAGAACCUGAGGAUAAUGCUGAAGCUAAACCCGUACGCCAAGACAGCCAGACGUCAUGCUAUUCUCAAGCACGACCCGACGAUCAAGGCAAAGAUGCUGAAGCCCAAAAAGAAGAGGGUGCUGAAGAAGGGGAAAGCAAAACCCACAGCAUAA
Messenger RNA from Knipowitschia caucasica, 1110 nucleotides. The record is from the annotation of a GenBank genome assembly. NCBI's taxonomy places the organism in Eukaryota, Metazoa, Chordata, Actinopteri, Gobiiformes, Gobiidae.